Molecule: messenger RNA, 1360 nt
Organism: Priapulus caudatus
Lineage: Eukaryota; Metazoa; Priapulida; Priapulimorpha; Priapulimorphida; Priapulidae
Product: GTP-binding protein ypt1-like
Exons: 3
Coding region: 340-948 (202 amino acids)
Molecular function (GO): GTP binding; GTPase activity
Source: RefSeq, a predicted model, not a curated record
CCAUCUUCGCGUCUAACUAACGGGUCUUUAGUCUUUACGUACACAUUAAAAUAGGAAGAACAGGAUUUUAACCGAAAUCUGUGACAGUUUCUGUUUAUCAUGGACGCCCUUAGUGUCGAUAUCAACGUGUAUAUUGAUAUGGAUUGAGAAGCAGGAACGCAUUUAAGUUGAGAGGAUUUCGAAAAUCACCGUCGCAGCGGAAUUACUGUCGAAGUAAUUUCUUGUGACACGGUACAUGUCAAAGGUUGUUGUUGGCGCGGAAGAUUAUUUCUAAAUUUGGCACAAACAAAUGAAGAAUUCUGGAAUAACAUGAAAACGUUGCAGUCAGGUAGCUGAAUAAUGGCUGUGUGUGGCAAUCCAGCCUUCAAGAUAAUUCUAUGUGGAGACUAUGGUGUUGGCAAGAGCUCACUGUUUCGACGUUUCACCAGCAACACAUUCAUAGAGGGCAGUGUGAGAGAAUCCGCUCUAGGCUUGGAUCAUUAUGCACAAACGUUUAGCGUCACUUCCAAAGACGAUUUCAAGGUGCAGCUUUGGGACACCGGCGGAAUGGAGCGUGUUGCCACGGUUACGAGCUCCUACUACAAGUUCUCGGACGCGGCAAUCCUGACCUACUCAGCCGAGGACCUCGAGUCUUUCAACAACCUCUCUCAGCACAUCCUCGAGAUUGUCUCGUACGCCGAGAACGCGAAGAUAUUUCUGUGCGGAAACAAGGCGGACCUUCACGAAUACGUAACGGACUCGCAGAUCAACGAAUUCAAGGAGCAGUGCCAGGACCUGAUCGUGAAGAGCUACAAGGUGUCGUGCAAGUCGGGUGUGCGCGUUCACGAGAUGUUCCAGGACGUAGCCGAGACGCUGUCGCGAGAGAAUCGCCAGCGCAUCGACCCAGACGCUUUCAAAGUGGCGCCACCUGUAGAGCCAAAAAGUAAAUGUGGGUGUGGGACGGGGUGAGUAGCCGGGGCGACAAGGAGGAAAGUAUAUGAGCAUCCUUCCUUCGCUGCACCGUCGGAGACUAUGCGUGCCGCAGCGAGUUUUUACAGAAAUGUAGAAAUAGCCAAUGUUUGCAGUGAUUUUGGAAACGGUUGCACGGUGCUGCCACCUAUCGGAGUGUAAAAUCGGUUUUUUUCUGUUGGGUGAUUCCUGUAUUUGUAUGUAAAAUUAGGUUAUACAUGCGCAUGUGGGAUCUCUGCUGAAGUGGUAGUUUGGUUAUUUGGGUAUAGGUGCCACAAACCGAAAAACUGAAUCGAAUCUACUAGCCGUGAUAUAAUUACCUUACGUAUGUGUAUAGUACUAUCAGAAGUAGAUAAUAGGGAAGGAGUGUGACUUCAAUAAACAAGGGAAAUUCGUCAUUUACUAACCUUAG